Molecule: messenger RNA, 2346 nt
Organism: Rhinolophus ferrumequinum (greater horseshoe bat)
Lineage: Eukaryota; Metazoa; Chordata; Mammalia; Chiroptera; Rhinolophidae
Gene: KIZ
Product: kizuna centrosomal protein
Exons: 14
Coding region: 74-2269 (731 amino acids)
Biological process (GO): spindle organization
Cellular component (GO): centrosome
Source: RefSeq, a predicted model, not a curated record
GCGGCCGCCUUGGACAAGGGGGUUCCCCGGCGGCCCAGAGGUGGUGCGAAGCAAGCGCGGAAGCGGCGGCGGCAUGCGCUCUACCUCCGCACGGUCCGCGCCUCUGGCGAGCCCCUACUACUACGAGAGGCUAGGCAUCCUCCAGCAUGCGCUGCGGGACAGUGAAAAGAAGAGAUUGGAACUGGAAAAGAAACUUUAUGAAUAUAAUCAAUCUGAUAUAUGCAGAGUUAAGCUGAAGUAUGUAAAACUAAAGAAAUACCUGAAGGAAAUAUGUGAAUCAGAAAAGAAGGCUCAUACUCGAAAUCAAGAAUAUUUAAAGCAGUUUGAGCGUGUCCAAGCUCAUGUUGGACACUUUACCACAAAUACAGAGACGCUUAAAGAACUGAAGAUUGAAUAUGGGACUCAAAUUAAGAAAAUACAGCUACUCUCAAAAGAUAGCCUGGGAGUAAAGAGUGAACUGAAAGAUGAAGACAGAGAAAAGGUUGCAGUGCAGGCAGGAAUUAACUUGGGGACAGCUGUGUCAAGAGGAUUAUAUCAACCAGCAACAGUCUUUACGGGCCGCCAAAUGUCAGCCGUCUCAAACAUUGGAGAUUUCAGUACAGAGCAGAAAUCUCCCCAACCCACAAAGAACUUUUCAAUUCCUGACCCAGAUUCACACCAACAGACAGCCCCAAGCAGUAAUGUGACAGACAGCUAUGUAGUACAAACUAAUAGUGACACACAGUGCUUAAAUAAGUCUCACAAAAUAGACGGAAAGACAUCUCUUCAGAUUGGUGAGAAAACGCCAGUCACAGCCAGCGCAUUGUCUGAGGAGGAACAAACUCAUUGCUUGGAGAUAGGAAGCAACACACGUCAUGGCAAGAGUAAUUUAUCUGACGGCAAAAAGUCUACUGAAGUCCAUUCCCUGUUGCAGGAAAGAUUAAGUCCAGAGAACAGAACCACUAAUUUAAAGUGUGACAGUUCCAGCAGAUCAGAGGGAGAAAUACUGACACGGGAAUAUAUUGAAGUCAAGGAAGAAAGAGCCAGACCUCCCAUCUCUCCAAGAUCACUCUCAGAAUACGGUGCAUCUGAAAAUAAGAGUUCUCAUGAGAAGCAUUCUGCUUGGGAAGGUUUCUCAGAUCAUCUUCCUCACAGGGACUCGAAGUCACAGACGCCCUUCAGAAAAAUUCAGGAAGAGCAGGAGGAAAGUUUGAGCAGCAGCAGUGACCUCACGAUUUCUGUAAGUGAAGAUGAUUUGAUUUUAAAGAGUCCAGAACCACAGCCAAAUCCGAAUGACAAGAUGGAAGGAGAAGAUGGAAUAGAGACCUUAAAAUUAAUCCACUCGGAGCAAGAAAGAGAUGCCCCAUCUACUGGAAAACAUAAUUGUAUUUCGCAAAUCCUAAGCUCUCCUGAAUCAAAAAAGGAAUCCUCCACUAACUCACCAGCAAGAGAGACCUAUAAUCACAGUGGCAUUCUGAAAGAAGACCUUGAAGACUGCAGAGCAGCUGUCCUUCAUCAGCUGUCACCUGGGAGUGGCAGCGAUGAAACGCAAGUCAGAUCUGAACAAGCACCCACCUCAGGCUUAAUGAGGGCACAGUUGGGUCAGUGUGUUGCCACCUUGAAAGAACAGGAUAAUUCGAUCAAAGAAGAGGUAACUAAGCUGUCUGAAUCAGUUUUCCUACUCAAAAACAUGGACCAGAGGACAAGGGCAACAGCAUCAUUGAAAAGAGCCCUUACAGAAGAGUGUGAAGUUAGGUCAGCUGUUCACAGUAAUGAAUUAUCUUGCAACUUGCCAUCUAUUCUGAAUGACAAUAGUGGAAUAAAGGAAGCAAAACCAGCUCUGUGGCUCAGCAGUGUUCUUACAAGGGAACAAGAAGCUUCGAGUGACCGUGUUGACGAGAGCAAGGAAGAAAGCAUGAGAGUAAAGAUUCCAAUCACAGAAACAAAAGCCUACAAGUUGCUGAAGCAGUCUACCCUUCAGGAUAAUACAAAUCAAGUUGAAGGCAUAUUCCAGAAAGCGGAUGCUGCUGCAUCACAACUGUCAGGUUUGAACAUUGGCAGCAGUACAUUCAAGACAAAGACAACUAACAAAAUCGCUUCGGAAGCUAGUUUUUCAUCUAGUGAAGGAAGUCCUUUGUCAAGGCAUGAAAAUAAAAAGAAACUACCUAUCAAUUUAAAGUUGAAAGCCUUCUGGAGUGAGUCUGAUGACAGUAACUCAGAAAUUGAAGCUGCUUUACGUCCUAGAAACCAUAACACAUCCACUGAUCAUUUUGAUAAUUUUUAUGACUAAUAAGCUAUAACAGCUGUUGGAAAUAAAGUCUUUAAAGAAACUGAAACCCUAUUUUCAUAUGUGAUUUCCAAAAUAAA